Mus caroli (Ryukyu mouse) is the source of this 2803-nucleotide messenger RNA. It is a transcript of the gene Slc32a1, whose product is annotated as solute carrier family 32 member 1. NCBI's taxonomy places the organism in Eukaryota, Metazoa, Chordata, Mammalia, Rodentia, Muridae. Gene Ontology annotation, molecular function: L-amino acid transmembrane transporter activity. Gene Ontology annotation, biological process: amino acid transmembrane transport. The record is from RefSeq and is a predicted model, not a curated record. Gene Ontology annotation, cellular component: vacuolar membrane.
CACCGACCUCCCAAGGGUGCACCUCUCCAGCUUCUGUCGCACUUCCGAAACCUUCUGUGCUCUCUUUCCCUGGUCCCGACCCCCCACCUCAUGCCCCCUGGUCUGGACAGCAUCUCCCCCUCGCCGCCCUCCGCCCACGCACCGCCUGACUCCGAGGGGUGCGAGCGCAUUGGGCUGCGCCCGCGUGGGGGCGCCGCGCCAGCCUCGCGUAGCUGUUCUGACGCUGCCGUCGCCGCCGCCCUCCGCAGCCCAGCCGGCACCCGCACCAGCUCUGCAGUGCACUCGUCGUCUCUCGGGCCGGUCCCACCAAGAGCCAGACUGUCGUGACGGGGCCAGCCUCGAACGUUAGGCGCGAGGGUCAUGAGCCAGAGCGCCCUGGGGCGCCGCGCCGAGACCCAGCGGAGAUAGCGGUCCUCGCUGCCUUGACGCGCGCCCGCCGCGUCCCCAGACCCUUCUGUCCUUUUCUCCCGCCCCGCCGCCGCCAUGGCCACCCUCCUCCGCAGCAAGCUGACCAAUGUGGCCACCUCCGUGUCCAACAAGUCCCAGGCCAAGGUGAGCGGCAUGUUUGCCAGGAUGGGGUUUCAGGCGGCCACCGAUGAGGAAGCGGUGGGCUUCGCGCACUGCGACGAUCUCGACUUUGAGCAUCGCCAGGGCCUGCAGAUGGACAUCCUGAAAUCGGAAGGCGAGCCCUGCGGAGACGAGGGCGCAGAAGCUCCCGUCGAGGGAGACAUUCAUUAUCAGCGCGGCGGCGCUCCUCUGCCACCCUCGGGCUCCAAGGACCAGGCCGUGGGAGCUGGUGGCGAGUUCGGGGGUCACGACAAACCCAAGAUCACGGCGUGGGAAGCGGGCUGGAACGUGACAAAUGCCAUUCAGGGCAUGUUCGUGCUGGGCCUACCCUACGCCAUCCUCCACGGCGGCUACCUGGGGUUGUUCCUCAUCAUCUUCGCCGCAGUGGUGUGCUGCUACACCGGCAAGAUCCUCAUCGCGUGCCUGUACGAGGAGAACGAAGACGGGGAGGUGGUGCGCGUGCGGGACUCGUAUGUGGCCAUAGCUAACGCGUGCUGCGCUCCUCGAUUCCCCACGCUGGGCGGCCGCGUGGUCAAUGUGGCGCAGAUCAUCGAGCUGGUGAUGACGUGUAUCUUGUACGUCGUGGUGAGCGGCAACCUCAUGUACAACAGUUUCCCGGGGCUGCCUGUGUCGCAGAAGUCCUGGUCUAUCAUAGCCACGGCGGUGCUGCUGCCCUGCGCCUUCCUGAAAAAUCUCAAGGCCGUGUCCAAGUUCAGUCUGCUGUGCACGCUGGCCCACUUCGUCAUCAACAUCCUGGUUAUCGCUUACUGUCUCUCUCGCGCGCGUGACUGGGCCUGGGAGAAGGUGAAGUUCUACAUCGACGUCAAGAAGUUUCCUAUCUCCAUUGGCAUCAUCGUGUUCAGCUACACGUCGCAGAUCUUCCUGCCCUCUCUCGAAGGCAACAUGCAGCAGCCCAGCGAAUUCCACUGCAUGAUGAACUGGACACACAUCGCCGCCUGCGUGCUCAAGGGUCUCUUCGCGCUCGUCGCCUACCUCACCUGGGCCGACGAAACCAAGGAAGUCAUCACGGAUAACCUGCCCGGCUCCAUCCGCGCCGUGGUCAACCUCUUCCUGGUGGCCAAGGCGCUGCUGUCCUAUCCAUUGCCCUUCUUCGCGGCCGUCGAAGUGCUGGAGAAGUCUCUCUUCCAGGAAGGCAGUCGCGCCUUCUUCCCCGCCUGCUAUGGAGGCGACGGUCGCCUUAAGUCCUGGGGGCUGACGCUGCGCUGCGCGCUGGUGGUCUUCACACUGCUCAUGGCCAUCUACGUGCCACACUUCGCGCUGCUCAUGGGCCUCACGGGCAGCCUCACAGGCGCCGGCCUCUGCUUCCUGCUGCCCAGCCUCUUCCACUUGCGCCUUCUCUGGCGCAAGCUGCUGUGGCACCAGGUCUUCUUCGAUGUGGCCAUCUUCGUCAUCGGCGGCAUCUGCAGCGUGUCCGGCUUCGUGCAUUCACUCGAGGGUCUCAUCGAGGCCUACCGAACCAACGCAGAGGACUAGGGGGUGGGGACCCUGCCCCCAGCUCCCUCCCCGCCCACCCCAACUCCCCGUCAUCCCCGCCCCCACCCCCACUCCCAGCCCCCUGCGUCGUUGCGCUAGGGAGGCCGAGCUUUAAACACCUCCGGUUCCUAGUUGCUGAUUAUUCGGGGACCGGGUGGGGGAGGGAGGGGAUAGACAUCCAAGGUCCACUGCGUCUGCGUUUCUGUCGUCCUUUCUAUUCCACAUCGCCCUGAUUGGGGGGAGGGAGAGGAGCGUAAUUAGUGAAGGGUAUUUUCUGUCCUUCCUGGAACACCCCACCACCACCACCAAAUUUUGGCUCCAGUCAACGACGGGGGUGGGAAGGGAGGGAAAGUUCGCAGGCUUGGAAACUUGACCUUGAGGGUGGGGUGGGGCCAUUUCACAGCCAUUCAGUGCUUGGAAUCUACAGCGUCCAGCCAUUUCCAGCAAGAGCGCUCCCCAUGCCCUGGACAUUUCAACCUUGCGGCCUGAAAGGUUAACCGGGAAAUUCAUUUCGGGCGGGCGACUUCACUCUGGAGAAGCCGCGGCAGGGGCCCCGUUUGCCUGCCGGUUUUCAGGAACCCAAACUCAUCUUGUGCAAUGUAUCCGGUCGUGGAACUGUAUACUGUGCGUGUGGUGUGCUCGUGGUGAAUAAGAUGAAAUGUAUAUCAGAAAAAAAAUCUAUCUCUAAUUUAGAGUGCGGUGCAUAAUAAUUAUAUCCGCAAAUAAAGAAGAAACAAAGGCG